Messenger RNA from Nanorana parkeri, 2321 nucleotides. RefSeq names its product rabphilin 3A (gene RPH3A). The transcript has 20 exons. The record is from RefSeq and is a predicted model, not a curated record. Gene Ontology annotation, cellular component: membrane. Lineage: Eukaryota; Metazoa; Chordata; Amphibia; Anura; Dicroglossidae. Gene Ontology annotation, molecular function: small GTPase binding. Gene Ontology annotation, biological process: intracellular protein transport. The coding region runs from base 10 to 2064 and encodes 684 amino acids.
GACAGACAAAUGACGGGUCUAAGAUCUAAUGAUAAAGGACAACUUGAUGCUGGAUGGUCUGUGCACCCAACAUACCAAGGUGACCAAAGAAAACAUGAAGACCUUACAGAUGAAGAGAAGGAAAUUAUUAACAGAGUUAUAGCAAGGGCUGCAAAGAUGGAAGAGCUGGAGCAAGAUCGAAUUGGGCGCUUAGUGGACCGGUUAGAAGACAUGAAGAAGGCAGUAACUGGGGAUGGUGUAGAACGGUGCAUUCUGUGUGGGGAGACACUAGGAUUGCCAGGAGCAAAGUGUGUUGUUUGUGAAGACUGCAAAAAGAAUGUCUGCACAAAGUGUGGAAUACAGACCAACAGUAGGCCUCAUUCCAUUUGGCUCUGCAAAAUAUGCAGUGAGCAACGUGAGGUAUGGAAAAGAUCUGGGGCUUGGUUCUUCAAGGGCUUUCCGAAACAUGAACUUCCGCCGCCGAUGCCAGUGAGCAAAGCUAAAAUGCAGAACCCUGCAAGUGACUCCACAACAUCAGAGGCCACUGCUUCAGAGCAGAAACGCUACCCUCGUGCCCAUGGUCGAGGUCGAGGGGAGAAUACUACUCAGCCAGACCAACAAUCAUAUGGCACUGAAUCAGUUGCUGCGCCAUCUGCAAGAGGGAACUGCCCUCCACCUACUCGUAAGCAAUCUGAGAUGAGAAUGGCCCCAAGUGGUGGAGAUUAUGCUGGAGCUGACCAAGAAGGAAGAGAUUAUUCUUACAGUACUGCAGACAGCGAAGUGAACAGAAGCCCUGGAGGUGGUAAACGUCCUCCAGUUGCUCAGGCUGCUAGACCUGUUCCUCCUGCAAACCAAAGCUCCAACCUUCAGUCUGCCCAGCAAGCUCCUCCAGCUGGUGGGAGAUCAGCACCAAGGCCUGCUCCAGGUGGCAGAUUUCCCGAGGGUCAAGGUGGUCCUCCUGUUUCACAGACUGAACAAGCAUAUACAGCUGCAGCACCCAGGGAAGAGAAGCCCAGUGGAUUCACAGCACAAGGUGUUAGAGAGGACCGACCUCUUCGUCAAACUCUAUCCUACACUGCUGCACCUUCAACCACUACAGCAGCUCCCACACGCCAGUCCCAACCACAAGAAGAUGAAGAGGAGGAAGCUAAUAGCUAUGACUCAGAUGAAACAACCACACUUGGCGCUUUGGAGUUUAGCCUGUUUUUUGACCAAGCCAAUAGCUCUUUGCAGUGCACCAUAAUCAAAGCUAAGGGUUUAAAGCCUAUGGACUCAAAUGGUUUAGCAGAUCCAUAUGUGAAGCUUCAUCUCCUACCUGGUGCCAGCAAGGCAAACAAAUUGCGAACUAAAACAUUAAGAAAUACUCGUAAUCCAAUAUGGAACGAGAGCCUUGUGUAUCAUGGCAUCACGGAUGAAGAGUUGCAGAGAAAGACUUUGAGAAUAUCUGUUUGUGAUGAAGACAAGUUUGGACACAAUGAGUUCAUUGGUGAGACCCGAUUCUCUCUGAAGAAGCUAAAACCCAAUCAGAAAAAGAACUUCAAUGUGUGCUUGGAGCGAGUCAUACCGAUGAAGCGUGCUGGAACAACUGGAUCAGUAAGGGGCAUGGCUGUUUAUGAGGAUGAAACAGAUCGUGGUGGAGAUGUAGAAGACAGAGGAAAGAUUCUGGUCUCUUUGAUGUACAACACUCAGCAAGGAGGGCUUAUAAUUGGCAUUAUCCGAUGUGUUCACUUGGCAGCAAUGGAUGCUAAUGGUUACUCUGAUCCAUUUGUUAAACUGUUUCUAAAACCAGAAGGAGGAAAGAAAGCGAAACAGAAGACUCAGAUAAAAAAAAAGACUCUUAACCCAGAGUUCAAUGAGGAAUUUUUCUUUGAUAUAAAGCACAGCGAUCUUGCAAAAAAACAACUGGACAUAUCCGUAUGGGACUAUGAUAUUGGAAAAUCUAAUGAUUAUAUAGGUGGCUGUCAGUUGGGCAUCACUGCCAAAGGAGAGCGCUUGAAACACUGGUAUGAGUGCCUGAAGAACAAAGAUAAGAAGAUUGAGCGCUGGCAUGUUCUACAGAAUGAAAACCAUGUAUCAAGUGAUUAAAUGACAGCUGCCGUGUCCCUCAACUGUUCACGCUCUGUACCAACUCACUGUAAACUUUUUAUGUCUUGUCUUCCAAAGCAUUCAUACUUUUAGCUUUUAGAGAUAGAGAAAUAAUAGUUGCUCCUAGUAUAUUCUUUAUUAGAUAUAAAUACUGCUUUUUUGUUUGCCCUCAGAACAAAUGCUGUUCGAUUAAUUUUAAUGAUACAUACAUGUGUUUGUUCUUCAGCCUUCCCUUUUAUGCUUACCAAACAUGUUCA